Molecule: messenger RNA, 5436 nt
Organism: Prorocentrum cordatum
Lineage: Eukaryota; Dinophyceae; Prorocentrales; Prorocentraceae
Source: the annotation of a GenBank genome assembly
AUGCAGUGUCACGAGGGCGACGAGGCCGCCUACGCUGAGGAGUGGGCUGGCUGGACAGGCGGAGGGUGGUGGCGCCAGGAAAGCUCGGCCUGGGACGGGGGAAGAGGCCUUGACGCAGGCCUGUCCAAGACAGCACCGAGCUACGAGUUGCUGAAGACCGACGGCUACAGAGUUUUCAGACGCAAGCUGGAGGUCUUCGAGAGAUGUUGCCGCAAGCGCGGCACGACCGCCAUCAGCGAGGGGGCUUUCCUGGUCAUAAACUCGCUGCAAGGAGAGGCGGCAGAGGCUACGGAGGAGAUAUACCUGGACCUGCUGGAGACAGACGACGCCUUCAGGCCGCUGUUCAAGGUCUUGGACGAGUACUACAAGUACGACAACCAGACUGAGUUGCCAGCCCGGACAGAUCAGUUUUUCGGCAGGUUCGCCCGCCAGGACAAGGAGUCGAUGAAGUUGUACUGCCUGCGCCAUCAGCGCGACCUCAGGAAGCUGAAGGAAGUAGGCAUGGAGAUCCCAGACAUGCUGGCGGGCUGGCACCUCCUCGCGAGAGCGGCGAGCCCGCCAUCGGGUGCCGCCAAGGUUCGGAGUCAAUGCGUAGACGGCCUCGGCUGGCAAAAAGUGAAGAAAGCUCUACUCGACACGUGCGGAGCCGAAGGUCUGCCCGACAAGCGCGAUAUCAAACGAGUUGAGAAGAUGCUGCUCGGACAGAACACCAAGGACGAUGCUCAUUACACGGACGACUACGAGUGGGAGCGAGGCCUGAGCUACGAAGGCACUUUCGUGGAUGCAAAGAAGCGCGUGGCUGAGAUCGCGAAGUCCCGAGGCUUUUGCCCGAUCGUCGCCGUGGCGCUGGACAACAAUUACCAGCGUGAGGCGCGACCCGCUCGAGCGCCAGGCAAAGGCAAGGGACGCGGGCGCGGGGAAGGCAAAGGCAAAGGCAGAGGAUCAAGUCAGCCACGACGAGAUCCCCCAGCGCUCAAGUUCCCGAAGGCCCCGUUCGCCCGCCCUCAGGCUGCGUCGAGUGCGGGAUCGACCGGGACAGGCUCGACGCAGCAGCACGGCCCGAGGUUCAAGAUGUUUCGUCACGGCGGGUUCGCCGGGACAGAGACCGAGUCAGGCAACGUGGUCGAAGACAUCGAGACGCUGGAGUACGCGAAUUCGACCGAGAAGGUGUCCCUGCUGACCGUCGGCAGGGGCAUCAGUGACGGAGGCGCAACGCGGCCCGUCAUGGGCGACGAGGUCUGGGCGCAGUGGGAGGAGCUGCUGCGCGUGAAGCAGUUGCUGCACGAGGUCAUGUAUGACAAGAGCGACCGACGGUUUAGGUUCGGAGACGGGAAGACGCUGGAGGCUAAGAAGGCAGUGGCGUUGAGGGUGUGGCCGUUCGGCGUCAAGAAACAGGUCGCCAUCCACCUCGUCGAGGGGUGGGCGCCGCUGCUCAUCGCCGGGCCCUGCAUGGAGGAGUGGGGUCUCGUCCAGGAUUACCGGGCAGGUGCGUUCAUGGUGGAGGAUCUCCCCGACAAGGGUUGGAUUAAGUCCGAGCGUGACGAGGAAAGCCACUUCAUCAUCGAUCUGCUGGGCAGCGCCGGGAAGGAAGCGGAUGACGCCAUGAACGAGGGCGCUCCCACGGGCGGCGAGGAAAGCGGCGACGAUUCGACGGGCAAGGACUCGGAGGGGAGCUCGGUGAAGGGCGACGCCGACGAGGGCAGCGACUCGUCGGUGCCAGAUGCCGAUGCCAACUACCUCGAGACCAUCAAGGAGUUUGACGACAUCGGCAGCGACGACGAGGCGCUGACGACCGAGGGGCCCGCGGAAGCGGGGCUCACCGACAUGGGCGCGGACGCCUACUCAGACCUGAUCUUGGCCCUGGAGCAAGCGGAGACCGACAUGAAGGAUGCGCUCAGAGGACCCCGCGAACGCGUGGUCUGGAAGGUCUUCGUGGACAAAAGGGCUUUGUCGGAGGAGCUGCUGGAGUUCCCGCAGGUCAAGGUGGUCCAGUUCAGGCAAGCCGACGGCUGGGACUUUUCCAAGCCCAGCGUGAUUCGCUGCUUCUUAAGUAAGACCGAGGAGGAGAAGCCCGACGACAUCUUCUUCGCACCCCCGUGCAGGUCUGGUGCUCUUGGCAGUAUGUCAACGAGAAGCUUUCGGAGGAGCACCAAGAAGGCCCGUAGCAAGUGCAGGCGGGGCGCGAAGUUCGAGAUCAAGGGCAAGCUCAUGCCGUGCCAGAAGCCUACGCGACUCCAGUCCACGAACAAAGAGUUCAUACACCACAUGAACAUGCAGUGCCGCUGUGCCGAGGAGCACGUGGUCCUACGCGGCAAGCUCGCCCAGCAGGCUCAGAAUUACCCGAGACCGAUGGCGCGAAGGAUGGCCUACUUGAUCGCCUAUCAGGGCAUGGCCGACGACAUUGAGGAUACCAACACCGCCGAGGAGGUCUCCAAGGAUAUCGACGCCAUCGAGUACACUGACGUGAUGCAAGAGCUGAUGAAGCGUUUCAACGUGUCGACGAUCAGGGCGGUCAAGCGCGCUCAUAUCAGCCUGGGCCACCCCUCCAACGCGGCGCUGGCAACCGCCAUGAAGUGCGCGAAGGCCCCGGCAGAGUGGAUUCAGUGCGCCAAGCUCUUCCAGUGUGAAGUUUGCCUGAGCAGGCAGCGACCGCGAGCAGUGCGCGUAGCUGUACUACCGAAAGCUAAACGGUUCAACGAGGUCGUGAACACCGACGUCUACUACGUCACCUGGAAGAACAAGGAGCGAAAGAUCUUGGCCCUGAUGGGCGAGUUCACGCGCUACGAAGUGGAUUACCCGAUCGCGCAGGAGACUUUCAAGAAGGAGGUGAAGCUGUUUCAGAAGUUGUGGGUCAGCUGGGCUGGCAAGCCCGACGCCAUGGGGGUGGACAUGGCAGGCUCGCGCACGUCAAGAAGGAUGCACCAGUGGAUGAGCAAGCAUAACAUCACGCUCGACCUGAUCCCGAAGGGCGCGCACCACAAGCUUGGGCUCAUGGGGCGCAACCAUGCGGUCAGGAGGGGGCAGCUCAGCAAGUGCCACCUGCAGUUUCCCGACGACACGCUCAAGACCGCGCUCGGGAUGGCCGCCAGCCAGCGGAACAUCUUACGCAACGUGCACGGGUAUUCGCCCGCGACGCUUGUGCUGGGCGCACAGCCCAAGGUACCUGGCGCUCUAUGCGACCAGGACUUCGGCCUGGCGGAGCAGGCCGCGCUGGUCGACCCCAAGAGCGAGGUGCGCGAGAUGAUGGUCAGGCGCGCUGCGGCAGGGGCGGCUUUCAUCGAGGCCAACUGCUCUCGCGCUGUGCGAGCUGCGCUGUUGGCGCGCAGCAGGCCGACGCGCCACGAGUGCCAAAUCGGCGAAUGGGUCUACUUCUGGCGACCCGAGAUGUCGACGGGCCUGGAGAAGUGCCAUUGGCAUGGCCCGGCGCUGGUGGUGGCGGUGGAAUCGAAGGUCAACGAGGCCGACGCGAUGCACGCGUCGGUGGUGUGGGUCACGCACGGGUGCACGAUCUACCGCUGCACGGUGGAGCAGCUCCGCCCCGAGCUGCCGAGCGAGACCCGAGAGCGAGAAGGACGACGCGAGGAUCCCGACAGCCCGCUCAGCACCAUCGAGAAGCUGAGGGGGGCGCUCAGGCGGACCAAGGGAACCUGCAGCUUCAGUGACCUCGCCGAGGGGGGCCAGCGGCCCCAGUGCGACGACGCCCUGGGCGACGUGGGCGCGCAGCAGCCCGGCGCCCAGGGACGCCGCGCUGGAGAUCGAGCUGAACAAGAACGAGAGGAGCCGAGUGGCGCGGCUGCCGCGGCAGCUCCCGAGGCCCCCCAGCCAGCCGAGGCUGGCGAGGAGGCGGCCCCAGACCCUGCACCUUCGUGGGCCAGCGCUGCGCGGGAGCGUGGCAACGCGACGAGGGGGCCGAGCAGAGUCCACAUCGAGGCGAUGGCCAAGAGGAGCAUCGAGGAGGCUGAGAAGCUGGACGGCAUCCCAUUGGCAAAACGCGCCCGCAUGUCGUGGGCCAGGCUCGCGCCUCAGCAGGAGGAGUCGUGUCUCAUCGUGGAGGUGGGCGACGAGAUGAUGCCGUUGGAGGAAUCCACCGAGACGAUAUACAUGCUGGCUUUCAAGAGGAAGGUUCCCGCCAUCGAGCGGGGGCAGUUCUACGCGGCGAAGCUGGAGGCCCUCGAGGUGUUCAACAAGAACGACGGCUGGGGGCCCAUCGACGAGGCGGAGGUGGGCCCAGCGGCGUGCUGCCCGCUACGCUUCCUGCUGAAGUGGAAGGUGAAGGACGGGCAGCGAGUGGCCAACGCGCGAGUGCUCUACCAGGGCUUCAAGCACAGCGACGUCGCCGAGGGCCGGCUCGACAAGGAGGCGCCCACUUUGAGCAGGCUCGGCCGUCGCACGGUCAUGCUCUGGGCGGCCUUGAGGACGUGGAGGCUGUUCGCUGCGGACGUGAAGUCCGCGUUCUUGCAGGCCGAGGACGUCAGCGCUCGCGGCAUCGAGCUGUGCGCGAGCCCGACGAAGGAGAUGAGGGAGAUGCUUGUGCACCAGAUCGGCCUGCAACCAGGACAGUUGCUCAAGAUGAUCAAGCCAUGCUAUGGGGGCCCGCGGUCGCCCAAGCUCUGGCGCUACCGCUCCGACGAAGUCACGAGGGAGAUCGGGUCCAAUAACCGCUGGCGCGAGGAUCGCUUGCUGUUGUCCUUGCGGGCCGCGCGACCCUCGGACGACCCACUGGUGGACGGGCUGAUCGGCAAGCGCGUGGGCGACUUCGUCGGCUGCGGCAAGAACGUGAAUUGCGAGGAUGACCUGUGCGCCAAGCUGGACGAUGCCGAGUGCUUCCAGGCGCGGCUGGGCGCGCUCAACGAGAAGUUCAAGUUUGGCAAGUGGGAGUUCGGGCCGAGUCUAGUCUUCACCGGCGGCGUGGUAGAGCAGCCCCGGAGCACCUACGCAGUCACCAUCAAGUUCGAAAAAUACCUGCACGCGGUGAAGCCUAUCACCGUGGAGAAGCACCGGCGGGCGGAUCCCACCAGUGCGCUGUCUCCGAAGGAUCUCACCAGUUUCAGGACCCUGAACGGCCAGCUGCAGUGGCCAGCAGCCCAAGGAGUUACCAUCGCGGCGGCGAUCGUAUCGUUCAGAGCCGCGGCGACUGGACACGCGACGGUGCAGGACUUGCUGGGCGCGAACAAGGAUUUACGGUUCCUGAAGGCCAACGCGGACGUGGGGUUGUACUUCGGCUUCGACAAGCCGUGGAGUGAAUUGCGCGUGGGAGGCUACUCAGAUGCGAGCUGGGCUAGCCGACCUGACGGAAGUUCCAAAGGAGGCUAUCAGAUCUUCGUCGGACCCGAGGACGAGCUCAACGCCGGCACCCCUGCGCCGUUCGUGGCCAUGGAGUGGGCCUCGAAGAAGCUGGUGCGACUGUGCAGGAGCUCAUUGUCCGCUGAGGCGUAG